CCACCUAUUCCAGUGUGCGAGGUGCUGCGGCCAGCUUUAGGGGCGGGGCUAGGCAAAGAGAGCCCUAUGCGGGGGAAAAGAGAUGGGACCAAGAGUUGGGGAUAGGGUUUCUCUUUGAGGGCGUGGCUUGUGAGUCGUAGCUUUCCCGCCGACGGUUGGCCCCGUCACGUGACAUGGGUUGGAAGAUGGCGUCUCCCACAGAGGGGACAGAUCUGGAAGCAUCUUUGUUAAGUUUUGAAAAACUUGACCGUGCCUCACCAGACCUUUGGCCAGAACAAUUACCAGGUGUUGCUGAAUUUGCAGCCUCUUUCAAAAGUCCUAUUACUAGCUCACCACCCAAAUGGAUGGCUGAAAUAGAACGUGAUGACAUUGACAUGUUGAAAGAACUGGGCAGCCUGACCACAGCUAAUUUGAUGGAGAAGGUACGAGGCCUGCAGAACUUGGCCUAUCAGCUGGGGCUGGAUGAGUCCAGAGAGAUGACCCGGGGGAAAUUCCUCAACAUUCUAGAGAAACCCAAGAAGUAGCAACAGCUUGUGGACAGGACGUCCCGGGGGCUGGAACCACAUGCCCCUCCCCGUGCAGCUCCGAUGGUGCGCCUCACUGCUCCCUGGCGAGGGGCUGGAGGCUGCACCUCCAGGACUGACCCUCUCCUGCUCCUGGUACUCUGCACCUCUGAGGACAUGCGACAGCAAGAGAAGAAUCUGUUCUACCCAAGGCUCAAUGCAGUUAUUCAGUCAGCUUCCAGACUUUGACCAUCUGCCCCUCAGAUGUUGGUAACAACAGAGGGCAUGCCAUUCUUAAAGGUCAAAGUCCUGCUUUCCCGUGUCUGGAAGUGACUCAGGAGCCCCAGGAUCUUACAGUUGAUUUGAUUCUGUGAUGGCAAAGUCUGUUGCGACAAUGAUUGGAUGGGUAAUUCUGAGUUAUACUUAAUCUCUUAGGAGGUAUUUAUGACGCGAGGAGCCCAGAAAUCAAUUAGAUUCUGGACCAGACCAUGUAGCUUGACCUGGGAACUCUCCAGUGUAUGCUAGGUUCUAAGAAUCCUCAGCUGGAGAAACCAGAAUCUUCUAAACAUGUAUGCGUGCUUUUUAAAUUCUAUACCUCUCACCAUAGUCCUGUACCCUAAUGCCUUCCACUGCUCACCUCCCAGCCCCCACCACCCAUUCUGACUCCGGGGAAGGGGAUCCCUGUGUAUCGAGUCCCUCCUGGGAUCAGUUUGUGUAGUGAAAGGCCCAUGCAAGGUUGCAUUGACUUCUAGACCUCAAGACCAAUUUAAAGGUGACAGAAAGGACUUUUGAGUUCUAGUUAAUCUGUUACAGAUUCAAGCGAGACAGUUAGUAUGGCCUGAAGACAGGAAAAGGGGAUUGAUUGCAGGAGUUCCUAUUUGAUUAAAAACUAGAAACUCUGACUGACCUUGAAGGAAUGUGCGUGCCGUGGAACGGUGGCAAUGUUUUUGCCCUCUUGCCCCCUCUCACCGCACAGAGCAGAUAUUUCACCCAUAUGACAGAAACACACACAUGAAAGAAAAAGAGAAUUUCCUGACCUAAAUAUAACUCUUAUGGAGCUCUUUGCCAAUUAUCUUUCUGUGUUAAAACCUGAAAGUCUAGCCUGUGGGUAAUACCGAUUACACAUGUUCUCCAUAUUUUGUCUGAUAAGCUAGCCCCCAGCCUCCAAAGUUUUUGAAAAAUACAUGGGGUUUCCUAAACUUUAUGGAAAGAACGUCCAUGUGGCAGUAGUCUGACGGUGUUUGGGCACAAGGAGAGUGGUGGUCGAGUGCUUGGCCCUGCAUGUGUGUGGUGGGGGUGCAGCACGUGCCACUUAAUAAGCAGCCCGUUAACCGUUUUCUGACAUGUGCUUUAUUUCACGUUGGAUUUUUCUCUUGCUUGUGCCGUUUGACCACCCAUGCAAUUUUACUUAUUGACAAGAAUGAAAAAAUUGAACACAAGACACAAAGGAUGAAUAUGAGAGGGAAAACAUUCUGCCCGGAUGCCAUGUACAAUAGAAUGUUAGGCGGUAGGGGCUUUGAUUUUUAAGUUAAGCUUAUAUUGACAUUCCUUAUCUUAAAUGCGGUUGAAGACUUUGUGUGUGCACAAAAAAUAGUGUCAUGAUGUCACAUUCUCCCUUUGCUCUGUUUUUGAGAGUUGAUGACAUCAAAAGGGGAAUUGAGAAAUAUAUAGAGUAUAUUGGGAUACCUCCCCAAAACCAACUUGUCUGUAACCUGAAGCUGUGUAGCGGGGUUUUGGUCUGCUUUGGCCUCUUUCUUUUACUGUCAUCUUACUCACCAGCACUUAAUGUAAGUAGAUGUUUUAGAAUUGCGAUAUUUAUUGGUUUUAUAUUUGUCCUCAGAAAAGCUAAUAAUGUGUUUUUAUAUUGAUAAUAUAAAUUUAUGUGCAAUGUGUGCAUGCAUGUAUUUCAGGGUGUUAGAAGAUUGUACUUUGUAUAUGAUGUUUUCUGUGUCGU
This is a messenger RNA of Pteronotus mesoamericanus, 2457 nucleotides long. It is a transcript of the gene LIN52, whose product is annotated as lin-52 DREAM MuvB core complex component. Bases 174 to 524 code for a protein of 116 amino acids. Gene Ontology annotation, cellular component: DRM complex. The record is from RefSeq and is a predicted model, not a curated record. The transcript is spliced from 6 exons. Gene Ontology annotation, biological process: regulation of DNA-templated transcription. Lineage: Eukaryota; Metazoa; Chordata; Mammalia; Chiroptera; Mormoopidae.